Lachnellula hyalina is the source of this 393-nucleotide messenger RNA. RefSeq lists its product as uncharacterized. Lineage: Eukaryota; Fungi; Ascomycota; Leotiomycetes; Helotiales; Lachnaceae. The transcript is spliced from 4 exons. The record is from RefSeq and is a predicted model, not a curated record. Bases 1 to 393 code for a protein of 130 amino acids.
AUGUCAUACGCAGAUAAAGACCCCCUCGCUGCCGCUAAACAAGCAGAGCGCGAGCUCAACUCCCAUCAAGCCAAGCAGGGAUAUAGUACUAGUGAUUCUGCAACCGAAUCAGGCGUCGACGCAUCCGUCGAGUCCCGUUUCCCGGGUGCGAAUGUGGUAUAUGGAAGUGCUGCUUCUGGAGCUGGUGGGAACCGCGAGAUCCCCCCUCAAGAAGGCGGGACCAUCACAUCGAGCGGCCAACCUACUAAAGCGCGGGAUUUCGAGGGCGUAGGAGGGCCGGCGGAUAAGGCAGUUCUGGAGGCGAGUGAGAGGGGGGGUGAGGAUGGGGUGCAGGGGAAUGUUAGACAGGGAGGGAUUCGUGAUGGUGCUGUGAGGGUUGCUGGGGGGAAGUGA